Chelonus insularis is the source of this 2163-nucleotide messenger RNA. RefSeq names its product protein fem-1 homolog B (gene Fem-1). Gene Ontology annotation, molecular function: protein binding. Lineage: Eukaryota; Metazoa; Arthropoda; Insecta; Hymenoptera; Braconidae. Bases 82 to 2025 code for a protein of 647 amino acids. Gene Ontology annotation, cellular component: T-tubule. Gene Ontology annotation, biological process: protein localization to T-tubule; regulation of cardiac muscle contraction. The record is from RefSeq and is a predicted model, not a curated record. The transcript is spliced from 10 exons.
AAAGGAGCACCUUAUAUCAAUCAUUGACAGUAUUGUUGUAUUUAUUAUCAGAUUGAAAAGAUUUAACAUUAAAUAACGAAAAUGUCGGUGAAACUUGACGCGUUAGCUAUGCGUGUUUAUUAUGUGGUAAAGGAGGGUAUGCCAUUAAUACUUUCUGCUUUGUUGAGUGACAAGACACCAGAGGAAAUUGAUUUUAUCAUCAAUCAGAAAGUGCUAGAUGAUGAUGGGCAAAAAAAUACCCCCUUAAUUUGUGCUGCACGUUAUGGACAUGAAAAAAUUGUUAAGAUGCUGAUCGAUAAAUAUAAACCAGAUUUGGAGGUAGAAGGAACUGUAAAGUUUGAUGGAUUAACUGUUAAAAGUGCUACCGCCCUUUGGUGUGCUGCUGGUGCUGGCCAUUUAAAUGUUGUAAAAAUACUUGUGAAAGCUGGAGCAAAUGUGAAUCAUCCUACAAGCACUGAUUCUACCCCUUUAAGAGCUGCGUGCUUUUAUGGAAGACUUGAUAUCGUGAGUUACUUAACGAAACAUAAUGCAGAUAUUCACAAAACCAACAAAUAUAAUAAUUCAUGUCUUAUGAUUGCUGCUCAUAAAGGACAUUUAAAUAUAGUAACUUUUUUACUGGAAAAUGGUGCCAACCCCAAUGAAAAGGCGCACGAUGGUGAAACAGCCCUUCAUUUUGCAGCAGAAUGGGGUCAUUGUAAAAUAGUUAAAGAGUUAUUGAAAUUUGGAGCCACAAUAACAAAGAAUGAUGAUGGAUUAACUCCUUUGAUGGCAGCUGCAGAACGUGUUCAACGUGAUGUUGUUCAAUGUUUAAUAGAAACAACUGAUUUAUUUACCAAAGAAGAAAUUAUCGAUGCCUAUGAACUACUCGGAGCAUCUUAUGCUAAUGACAAAGAUAAUUAUUGCCCGGCAUUAGCAUAUCUUUAUCUUCAUAUGGGAAUGGAAUUGAGGUUUAGCGAUCCUGCUAACAUAAUUCAUAAAAAACCUCAUCCACCUAUUCCUGCUUAUGAAAACUGGAAAGAAAGUGAAACAAUGGAAAGGUUAGAGAGCCUUAAAUGGAGUUUCAAUGCUAUUCAUAUGGAAUCUCUAACCAUUCGAGAAAGAAUACUUGGAAUUCAUAAUUUAGAACUUACUCAUCCAAUAAUAUACAGAGGUGCUGUUCUUGCCGAUAACGCAAGAUUUGACAGAUGCAUUGAUUUAUGGCUUCAUGCAUUGCAAUUAAAACAGAUAAACAAUGUUGCUGUGGUGAAAGAUCUUCUUAGAUUUGCACAGGUAUUUUCUCAAAUGAUUCAUGUAGGAGGAGAUCUCCAACUAAUUCAAGUUAUAAGUGUGUUGGAAUCAAUCGUUACAGAAUUAGCAAAAAAUAAAUUGAGGAUAAAUAAUUGCACAUCGUCAGAAGAAAUGGAACAAUUUAUGGAAGAAAUGGAGUCAAAUAUUACGACUACACUUUAUAUUCUAACUAUCCUUGUAAAGUUGAUUACAUUGAAUAAAAAGACUUGUAAAGAAGCAGAAAUUGAAAACGCUUAUCAAUUAGUAUAUAAAUUAUGUGCCUUAAAAGUAACUUUACGAGAUGGACAAACUUUUUUACAUCUCGCUGUUAAUUCAAAAACUCCUGUCGAUGAUUUCCAUACUAAAGACGUUUGCAAGUUUCCAUGUUAUUCUACAGCAAAGUUGUUGAUCCGGUGUGGAGCUGACGUAAAUGCGAUGGAUGUUGACAGAAAUACUCCUCUUCACGUGAUUGUUACCUACGCGAAGCCUAUAAAUGAUUUUAUGACGUUGAACGGAAUUAUUGUUGAAUUGAUUGAGGCUGGAGCUCAUAUUGAUAUUGUUAAUUCUCAAGGGAAAACUCCAUAUGAUGCUGCAACGACGGGUGUUGCUGAAAUCAUUCUUCGAACGCAAACAACGUUAUCUUUAAAGUGUAUGGCGGCGAAAGCUGUAAAAACGUAUGGACUAUCAUAUGCUGGGAGUGUUCCCAAGUCACUUGAGAGUUUUAUUGAACUUCACGGUUCUGGUCUUCAGCAAGGCUAAUAGAACAGAAUUUAUUAUUUUAACUAAUAAUCAAAAAGAUAUAUUUAAAAAAAAAAAUAACUUUUGUUAAUUUUUCUAUACUCAAAAUGUAAUCUUGUAAAUAUAUGUAUAAUAAAUAUUGUUAACAAAAUAUUUAUA